Messenger RNA from Camellia sinensis, 2113 nucleotides. The record is from RefSeq and is a predicted model, not a curated record. NCBI's taxonomy places the organism in Eukaryota, Viridiplantae, Streptophyta, Magnoliopsida, Ericales, Theaceae.
CAACGAAACUUUAGUUACAACUUACAAGCCAAUGUCUGGGUGGUGUUUGGAACCUAGGUUCCGGAUUUUUUUCUCAUUUUUUUUCACUAAAAAAUAAAUUUUUUACAAAAUCAAAAAAACACAUUCAAACAAAAUAUCACAUUCAACUCCAUAAUCAUUUCACUUUUUCUCUCACAAACAUCACAUCCAACCACAUAGAAACCCAAUUAUCUUUCCAAACACCAAAAUUUUUUUAUCUAAUAAAAACCUAUAACUAAAAAAACCUACAUAAAAAUCCACUUCCCGAACACCAUGUGUGCUAAAUUGUGGCCACCAAAAACUCGCAUUCCAGUUGUAGCAGGCAAGGAAUGUGCACCACGGUUGCUGGAUUGCAUAAAACGGCUUAUAAAAGUACAACCGGCUAAAAGACUUCCACGUAAGCCCUACGACGACAACUUUUUUGUCGAAUCUGAAGCGGAGGACACUGCUAGAAAUAGGUCCGAUUUGGGUCGUGACCAAGCGUCUUCUGAGCAAGCGACAACUUGUAUUUAUAAGGUCCCUGAGGAGCUUCGUACACUAAAAGAGAGUGCGUAUAAACCGCGUGUUGUUUCUAUCGGACCAAUUCACAGCAAUGACAAACGUCUUGAUGCAAUGGAGCAGAUCAAAUUGAGUUACAAAGAAUCAUUUUGUUCCAAGUACAUGUCCGAAACACAAAAGCAACGCUGUUUGACUGCCAUGGAACAACCUCAAUUUGAAGCCAGUGUAAGAAAGUGCUAUGCAGACAAAAUUGAACUCACAAAAAAAGAAAAGCAGCAGAAUGGUUCUUCUAAAAUCCUAGCUCAGAUGAUGUUUAAUGAUGGUUGCUUCAUAAUUGAACUUCUGUUCAGGUCCUACUUGGCCAAAAAAGAACCUGAAAAAGCAAAAGAAAAGAAAAAGAAAAACAAUGGUGACCCAAUUUUCGACAGCCCCAUAAGGCUCCGUGCCAUCCGACAUGACUUGCUACUGCUAGAGAACCAGAUUCCCUUCUUUGUUCUUGAAAAAUUGUUGAAGUUUGCUGUGCCAAGUAUCCCAGAUCCUUCUUUAAACAAACGUUAUCUUAUUCGGUGUGUGCUUUCAUUCUUUGGCAAUCUUUUCAGACACGGAGAUGAUACACUUGAAAAGAAGGGUGACCCCCAUGAUUAUCAUAUCCUCGAUGUUUUACACAAGUGCUACCUUCCUGAUCCUUCACCGGAAGAGGAAAACGAUAAAACCAGAUCCAGAUUCCCAUCUGCAUCAGAACUUGACUUGGCAGGAGUACAAUUCAAGAAUCGUGAUGGAGAAGACCUAUUCGACGUUGAAUUCGUUAAACCUCCAGGCCCUUUAGGGUGCUGUCGUAGAGCUCAGUUUGAAAUACCUACUUUGUCAAUUCGCGAUGACACUGAGCCAUUAUUACGAAACCUCAUUGCUUUCGAGCAAUGUUGCCCUAAUGUUCCACGUCACAUCUCUUCGUAUGGCUUCCUUAUGGAUACACUCAUCAACUCUGCUCACGAUGUUGAACUGCUUGAAAAGGCUGAAAUCCUACAAAACUAUUUGGGUACCAGCCAAGACAUCGCAGAUCUCUUCAACAACAUCUGCAAGGAAGUUGUCGUGGGAAGGUUCUAUUUUGAAAAAACAUGUGAGGACGCUCGCAAUCACUGUCGCAAACUGUGUCCAAGAUUUAUGGCAUCGCUCAGACGCGAUUACUUUGCUAAUCCAUGGACAGGCAUAGCUGUUGUUGCUGCCGUUACCAUAUUUGGCCUCACAAUCGUGCAAACAACUUACACAGUCCUCCCCUAUUACACGAAGAAAUGAGUGUCUGGAUAAUCACUACUAUUUAGCAAAUAUUUAGUGAUUAUAUGUUUGUAUGUAUGAAUAAUAAUCCUGUAGCUAAAAUUAAAUGGAGUUGUUUUCGCGAAGAAAUGGCUCAUGUAUAUGUUUCUCAUCUUGGAGUGAUGGAGGGGCUGGCGUAGCGGGGAAAUAUUGGGGUAUUAGGGGCAGUGCAAGAUGGGAUUUAGGGUUUGAAUGAUUAAGAGUAGUAGUUGAAUUUGAAUUUCAUGAUAGAAUGAAGUUAUAACAAUAUGGGAGUGUAAAGAAUAAAUAUGGUUGUUAUUAACAA